This is a messenger RNA of Perca fluviatilis (European perch), 897 nucleotides long. RefSeq lists its product as uncharacterized. NCBI's taxonomy places the organism in Eukaryota, Metazoa, Chordata, Actinopteri, Perciformes, Percidae. The transcript is spliced from 2 exons. Bases 112 to 897 code for a protein of 261 amino acids. The record is from RefSeq and is a predicted model, not a curated record.
UGUUCAGAAGACAGGAAGCAGAGUCACUCGGUCGACCUCAUCACACCACAGCAACAAGUGGCAGAAACUGUCUUAAAUGAUUGAAUAAAUCAAGAAGUCCACGUCUGAACCAUGAACAAACGAAAACUGAGUUUCAAAUGGUUUGGGAGCCUCAGCAAUCUCUCCACCCGCCGCCAGUCGGAGAAGGCCAACAUCAAGUCAGUCCCAGAGCAUGAUGGGAGCCGCAGCGGUGCCAAAUCAGCAGCGGGGGAACAAUCGGUGGACGACAUGGAGGACUGUCUCCGCAGCCCCAGCUACGCCCGCUCCAGCGAGAUGUACACACAUGUGGGCACUGUGCCACGCAGCCAGACACAGAAGAAGAGCUGCAGGGGGCUGAAGGAGAAGAAGAAGAAAGAGGAGGAGGGGUUGGUGAGUGGAGGGCAGAGCCAGUGGAAGGCGGGGGAACAUGUCCGAGACUCCCCUCUGCUCGGUGCCCUGUCCGGCCUCAGUACGACCAGUCUGGACCGGCCUCUACCUGUUUCUGCACCGGCCUGGCCGCUGCCCGCCACCCCGACACCCAGCCAGGCUUCACCUUUGACCUCAGCACCUGAAAGCUGCUUCAAUGAUCCUUCAGUGGACCCCGUUUGGAGCUCAGGGUCAUUGUCAAAGAGCAGGGAUGCUUUAGAAACUGGUAGAGCUGUAAGAGAGGCUUCUAACAUGGCGACCAAUGGCACCAAAGCGGCUUUGCCGCAGGAUGUUUACGUUCCGAUGGAUCCGAUAGCUGAAGCAGCUCGCAGCCACGUGGGCAUCCCACAGGGAGGGGGGGGGGGGGGCCGCAAGGGGGGCCACACACCACCCAACAAAUUUAAGGCGGGCUUGGGGGAGGGAAGCGUGGUGACAGGUGAGAAAGUGGAUUAA